GUUCAAAGAACUCCUCCGGUACAAAAUGGAUAUCGCAGUACUGAGUGAAACUAAGAAGAAGGGCCAAGGAAAUAGCUUCAAAGAUGGUUACAUAUACUUUUGGAGUGGAGUGGAUAAAUCAGCUAGGGCUAAGGCUGGUGUAGCUAUGGCAGUAAGAAAGAACAUGGAGAAAAAUAUAACAGACUGGAAUCCUGUAGAUGAAAGAAUUAUUACGGUUGACAUGAUAAUACGGGGAAGAGAGGUGAAGAUAUUUGGUAUUUAUGCACCCACGGAUGACUCUGAUGCAAACACUAAGGACGCCUUUUUUGACAAACUCUCUGAGGAACUGAUCAAAACAAAAAGCAGACAAGAAAUAAUCUUAUUAGGGGACUUUAAUGGAAGAGUAGGACAAAAAAUAGACAGUGGAAUAAUUGGACGACAUGGGGAGGAUGUAGUGAAUGAUAACGGUAUGAGAUGGAUUGAGUUGUGUGAGCAAUAUUCACUGAGAAUAUUGAACGGAUUUUUCCAGCACAAGGAUAUACAUAAGUAUACUUGGACGCAAAAUACAAGGAAUCUGAAAUCGAUAAUUGAUUAUGUAGUGAUUAAACAAGACUCGGCCAUAACACCUUACGAUGUGAAAGUUUGGAGAGGAGCUGAAUGUGGUUCGGAUCAUCGUCUUGUGAAAGCCCCGGUCAAUAUCAAAUACAAUAAGAGACAAAGACUGCAGGAACAGAACAAUAGAGGGGAAAUCGCAACAUCAUACAACAUAGAUGGUUUAAAAAAUGAAUCCACAAGUUUUCUUUAUAAACUGCGUUUGGCACAAAAAUUAAAAGAUGACAUUACCGGCACAGCAGAAGAAAUGUAUGAUAAUGUGAAGAACAAAAUUCACAAGGCAGCAAUGGAAGCAUUAGGUCCAAAAGUAAAAACGAAACACAGUAAUUAUUGGUGGACUGACGAUCUAAAAGAUCUGGUGGAAGAAAAGAAGAAGCUGUAUCAUAAAUUUUUAGUAUCUAAGGAUGUCGAAGACAGGAAAAAUUAUAAUAGAAUUAAAUACACAGUGAAAAAGGAAAUAAUAAAAGCGAAAAACCAAACUUGGGAUGAAAAAUGUGCAGAAAUAAGCUCAAUGAUUGGAGGAUCUAGGUCUAGGGAAGCUUGGGCCACUAUAAACAAUCUAAAAAAAAAUUUGAAUGAAAAAAGAAAAAUUAAUCCUAUAAGAAUAGAACAAUGGAAGGAGCAUUAUAAUAAUCUUUUGACAGAGCACCGUACUGAAUAUCUAGAGACAGGAAUAGAUGUGGAGGAAAUAGUAAUAAGAGAAGCAGAGCCAAUUAAGUUGGAAGAAAUAAAAACAGCACUGCUUAAAAUGAAGAAUAAUAAAGCCCCAGGACCAGGUGAUUUGCCUAUCGAGCUAAUUAAAAACGCCACCAUGAGAAUGCUGGAACUGCUGUGUGAAAUUUUUAACAGGUGUUUGAAAGGAGAUCAGAUUCCUAAAGACUGGAAGAUAU
Messenger RNA from Nilaparvata lugens (brown planthopper), 1481 nucleotides. RefSeq lists its product as uncharacterized. Lineage: Eukaryota; Metazoa; Arthropoda; Insecta; Hemiptera; Delphacidae. The record is from RefSeq and is a predicted model, not a curated record. Gene Ontology annotation, molecular function: catalytic activity.